Messenger RNA from Rodentolepis nana, 765 nucleotides. The record is from the annotation of a GenBank genome assembly. NCBI's taxonomy places the organism in Eukaryota, Metazoa, Platyhelminthes, Cestoda, Cyclophyllidea, Hymenolepididae.
AUGUCUUCUAAGAGUCCUCGUGAAGCUCUUUUGACUAGGGCUAAAUUGGCCGAACAAAUUGAGCGUUAUGGUGAUAUGGCUCAAUGUAUGCGCAAGAUUGUUGAGCUUAACGAUGAUUCCAUCCCUGAGCUCUCAGUUGAAGAAAGAAAUCUUCUUUCUGUCGCUUAUAAGAACGUAAUUGGCGCCCGUCGUUCAUCAUGGAGGAUCAUCAGUGCCAUUGAGGCGAAAGAUGAGGGAAAUGACCGUUCCAAGAACAUUAAAGCCUGUCGUGAACAGGUGGAGAAGGAGCUCAAAAAGAUGGCUAAUGAGAUUCUAACCCUUCUUGAAAAGAACCUGAUUCCUCGUGCGCAGAGUGCCGAGUCAAAGGUCUUUUACUACAAGAUGCAAGGUGAUUAUAACCGGUAUCUUGCCGAAAUCGCCACUUCUUCUGAACGCGAGGAGGUUUCCAACCGCAGCCUGAAUGCUUACAAGACUGCCACUGACAUUGGUACAGCUGAAUUGCAACCUACUCAUCCAAUUCGCCUGGGUCUUGCUCUAAACUUCUCAGUGUUUUACUAUGAAAUUGUAAACAAGCCUCAACAGGCUUGCAGUAUUGCCAAACAAGCAUUUGAUGAUGCCAUUGCCGAAUUGGAUACUCUCAAUGAGGAGAGCUACAAGGACUCUACCCUCAUCAUGCAACUCCUCCGAGACAAUUUGACUCUCUGGAGAUCCGACGUCGAUCACGAAGAAUGUGACAAAGACUUAAGUGCUGGAGAAAAGUCUUAA